Athene cunicularia (burrowing owl) is the source of this 4091-nucleotide messenger RNA. RefSeq names its product transmembrane protein 129 (gene TMEM129). Gene Ontology annotation, biological process: protein ubiquitination. Gene Ontology annotation, molecular function: ubiquitin protein ligase activity. The record is from RefSeq and is a predicted model, not a curated record. The transcript has 4 exons. NCBI's taxonomy places the organism in Eukaryota, Metazoa, Chordata, Aves, Strigiformes, Strigidae. Gene Ontology annotation, cellular component: membrane; endoplasmic reticulum. Bases 106 to 975 code for a protein of 289 amino acids.
UGUCAUUACAAAGGAAUGGCAUUUAACCAGCGAAUUCACGUCAGCCUCCUUUAGCCAUGUAAUUCUACCGAAACUAAGUGGCAUCUUGCAGGUUAUUACCUUGGAAUGUGCUUUGCUGCACCUGAAAAACAUCUUUGUUUUUUCUACCUGGCUUCAAAAGGAUGGAAAACUUUCUUUUUCUUCGCUGUUCUCUUUCCAGCAGUAACCAGUGCCCUGGCAUAUUACUGGUCACGGAAAGGUUGGAAUAAUCAUCCGUUAGCCCGAACGCUCGCUGUUCAUGCUCUCCCGCAGUCAGGUUGGAGGGCAGUAGCUUCUUCCAUCAAUACAGAAUUUAGGAGAAUCGACAAGUUUGCUACCGGAGCCCCAGGAGCGAGGGUGAUUGUUACGGACACAUGGGUGAUUAAAGUGACCACCUACUGUUUACAUGUUGCCCAGCAGCAGGACAUUCAUUUGACAGUGACAGACUCCAGACAGCAUGAACUCACCCCGGACUCAAACGUGCCUGUGCAGUUCCUCACCAUCCGUGUUGCCAGUAUUAAUCCCUAUGUGAAGGCAUUUGAUAUCCGGUUGAACUCCACGGAGUAUGGAGAGCUCCGAGAAAAGCUCCGUGCUCCCAUCAGCAAUGCAGCUAAUGUUGUGAUCCAUCAAAGCCUUAGUGAUUUAUUUCUAGAAACCUUUACAUCUCUGGUGGAAAUUAAUCAGACGUAUUCUGUUCCAAGCACUCAGGAGCUGGAGCCAUGCAUAGGGUGUAUGCAGACCAUUGCUAACAUCAAGCUCAUCAAGAACUGCCAGGAGCCAAACGAAGGGGAAUGCCAGCAGUGCUACUGUCGUCCCAUGUGGUGCCUCACCUGCAUGGGCAAAUGGUUUGCCAGCCGACAGGAUCAGCAGCACCCUGAGACCUGGCUGUCAAGCCAAGUGCCUUGUCCCACUUGCCGAGCCAAAUUUUGCAUUUUAGAUGUUUGCAUAAUACGAUGAGUAAUACUUGGGUAUGUUUUAACUUUUUUGAGUGCAUUUCAUAGCUGGUUUGGUUAAAAGGCCUGUUGGAUUUGUUUCUGAGACUUCAUGUUAUACAUGGGUGCAAACUCCAAAGCCUUCUUUUACAGUGUUGAAAACAGAUGUAAAUCUUUUCAGUUUCUCUCCAAUUCUACCUGUACCUUCAGUUUUUAUUCACCGGAUGUCAGUUUCCGUUUUUUGGGUUUUUUUUUAACUUGUAUUUUGCUUUCUUAUGUGUUGGAUGGAAUAAGGGUUACCCUUUAUAUUUGUGGCACUGUUUUCAAGUUUUAACAUAGGUUACGUUUUUUGAAUUUAACUUGGGUUUUGUUUCUUUAGUAAAAGGUUAAUGGAGAAAAUUACUUUGGUUAGACUUCACUGAUACUUUUAUUCUUCUCUAAUCCAUUUGUAAAGUUCUUACCAAUCUUUGCACAUGUUCACCAUACAGUUAUACCAGAUUUGUUCCUUCUGCGGGUCCCCUUUCUGUACUCUAAGGAAUUUAAUCCCUGAAGAUGUACAGCUCCUGUAGGGACCUUUUAUUCCACUAAUCUGCCUCUAGUUUAUUUUUGAUGGAUGUAUGUAUUUCAAACAACAGAAGGAUUCAGAAACAUACCCAUUUACCUACACUGCUCAUACUAUGCUUUGUUAAAUCUGUUGGUUUCCAGGAGCUACAUUGCUUAGGGUUUCAAUGCUCUUUAAAAAGGUAAUGGACCUUUUUUAUACAUUUGAAGGGAGUGCAGCAAACAUCUAUCUAAAUAGUCCGAAAGAAUACUCAGCUAUUUCAGAGCAUGUAAGCUUUUUCUGAGGGGUAACCUUUCCCCUGAGACAGAUGCCAGGAUCACAGCGGUUUAAGUUUCCAUGCUAGAUCCCAAAAGAAUGACCAUCAUUAACAAAAGGUUUUCGGGCUUGCAAUUUAAGACUGAUCAUAAGCAGUAGUCAGUGUUUUGAUAUUCAUAGGAUGCAGGCUUCUUGAUCUGAUCUGCAUCAGAAUAAUUUGUAAAUUAAAAUCAAAGCAUUUUCCAUACAUUUAAGAGAGUGCUACUUGACCUAAAUGCAGUGUGUAGUGUUGUAGCUGUCCAUCACACCCUUCAAUGAACAAUUAUUUGGCAUACUGCUUGGUGGAGAGCCUCAAGCUGCUGGAGAAUGCAUGAGUUCUUACACUGACCUGUGCACUGCAGGGGCUGAGAUGCAGGUAUUUGCUUGCUCGGGUUGUUUAUCUUGGAGGGGUGGUAUCCUCAGGCAGACAGGUGGGUCAAUAGUUAGGAAAAGGAAUAUUUUAAUGCUUUGGUGUAGGAGAAUAAAAGUCCUAAUGCCUCCCACCUGUGUAAUCAGAAGGUUCUUAUCAGUAAAUGACUUGCAUAGAUGACAUGCCAGUGAUUACAGGAAAACAUCUUUAUUACCAUGACCAGCAACUGCUUUGAGCAGGAAUAGGUGGCAGGAUGUUAAAAACGGUACAAGUACUGAAAGCACAACCACAAAAGGUUUCAUUAGUUGCAGCCUAGCUGCAGGUUUUGUGGUGAAUGCACCAAACUGCACUGGGAGCCAGCCACCCAAGAAAUGGUUAGAAAAUUGACUGCAAACUGUAUUUUGGAGAAGGAUAAGGAAUUGAGAGCAGAUUUGACAGCAUUAUUUGAGAACUAACAUAUAUGUUAUAUUGGGGGGGGGGUUGUUUCGGGGUUUUUUAAUAAUAUACAUUUAUAAAUGUCCCAGCUGUUUGGGUUUAAGGACACUGAUGCUUGAGUAUAUCUCAGUUGUUACAUACACAACAUCUACUAUGCAAUUAUCUAUACUACCUAUUAAUAAUGGUGAUUUUUCUGCUUUUCAUUACCUGUUGUUUUGGAUUGUAAAGAGUGAAAAUUUGACACUGAGACUAGUAGUAUAGAUUUGUCUGUCUUUCCCAAAGAGGUCUUAAGUGGCACGUCUCUCUUCAUCUGAAUAGGAUUGAGUUCCUGAGAUUCAGAUUUGUUGACAAUCACUGAUCAGUGAUUGAAUUUAAAAUAUUUUCCAGUCUCCUGUGGGAAAGUUAGUUGGAAGUUUGAAAUAGUCUCUGCAGGUUACUUUAAUUGUUAUGGGGCCAGGUAGUGUCAUCUGACAUUCACCUCCUCCUCACAACACAGCAGCCUUUACAAAUAAGCAUUUUCUACCAUUUGCUUAUGUAAAGUUUACAUGAUGUGUCACAGAUAUAAGGGAUGUAUGUGGUCCUUGAAAUAGUUGCAGAAGAGAGGGUAGGAUUUUGAAGUUGUGGUCUUGCCACUGACAGUCAUUCACUUCCUACAGCUCUUUUCCUGUUUGGAAUAAAAAUAUUUAUUGUAAAGAUGUGUGAAGUUAAAAUUGUAAAGAAACAUAGAUAAUAGAUACAUGUAGUUGCAGAUGGUUUUAUAGGAGGAAAACAGGUCAGUUUCUCAUGUAGUAAGAGCUUUAGUCUCCCAAUUGCUUGUGCAGUGAAGUUGUUUACAGAAAUCUGCUUUGAAUUGAUAGGAAGUUUUAAUUUCAGUGGAACUUUGCUUUUAUUCAUCUUACUACUUUUGUCAGGAUAACAGUAUGACAAAAUAACAGUCAUAAAUGUGUAAUACUUUUGCAUCUAUUAAUGGUAGUGUUCUAUCCACAGAAGUGCCUCUUAGAAAACUUAGUAAUAAUUACCAAAAUAAAAUUAUUAUUUCUGUUCAUAAUAGUGCCUGGCUUAAAUUCCUUAAAACAAGCAUUUUUUUCCAAGUUUAAAUUUUCGAAGUCACACCUGGCAUGCCUCAAAAGUUUGUAAUCUUCGUAAAGGCUGUGUUAGAGAACCAACUUGUUAAAAAUCCAUGAGACAUGUUGUUCGUGGAGACAGUAGAAGGAGAAAACAUGACCUCUCCUUGAACAGUCGUGUUAUCUUAUUUGUCUUGAAUAAAUCACUGAACAUUAGAAUAAUAGAGUACAAAAAUAGGCAUUUGUCUUCAUGAUAGCUUCAGGUCAUUAUCUAAAGAGUCAUGUGUGCAUUUAGGGCUGUUUCUAGAGAAGAUCUCUGCAGUAAAAUUAAAUACAUUGCCUCCCACCCAAUCUUGAUAUGUUUCUUACACAUAAGGAUAGGGUUUAGAUUUGGUCUUUUUACACCACUUUUCUAA